UCAUAGCUUGGGCAGGUAAGUAAAGAAACACUCUCCCACACUCUCUCUCUUCAAUUUGUGUCUUUCUCUUUCUAGCUUUGUAGCUCCUGGUGUUGUCUGUAAUCUAUAAAAGUUAGAUUUUUAUGCUACCUUUGGUGUUUAUGCUCACUACCCAUUUCAUGAAAUUUGUUUUUGCUGUCAAAUUUAUUUACAUCUAAGCAGCAUUUGAUGCUCUCUGGUGAUAUUGUCAGAACACACCCCAACUAGAGGAACUGUGUUCAACUUCAACCUAAACCCUGUCCCUUUCAGUUUCCCUCAGUCAUUGCAGGAUUUGAGUAGAAUUAGAUGCUUUUGGUCUUUCCUUGUUCUUGGAUUCCCAUCCUUGAAUUUAAUAGCAAGAGUUUCAAAACAGCACUUCUUGUCUUGUCUUUUAAAUCAAAAUCUUAAAAAAGAUAUAUACCAACUGUUUGUUCUAUUGCCUCAAAGAGUUGCAAUUGCAAGCAAGGCAAUUCAUGUAAUGGAAGAUUUGAUGGAAUGGAGAUUUUAGUUGAUGUUGUGUGGAGUUUGGACAAAGGAGAAAAGGGAAUCUGCUUUACUUGCAGUUUGAUGAGCUGUUAGCUAAUCCCAUUGUCCAUGUCCUUCACCUUUAUGCUCUCACAAGACUGAAAGGUUCACUUUCUUGUCUCAGAGGAAGCAUUUUAUAUAUAUUUUUUGAAGCAGUGUAGACUUUGAUCCUAAGGUUCUUGAAGGAAGAGGUAAUAACCUGGUGUCUGACGAGUAAGAUUAUAUUCCAAUUUACUUUUUCUAUGUAAGCUACUACAAUGAGGGUUUUCUUUUACUUUAACUUCCUCUCAGUCCUAUAAAGCUGCCAAGCCCUUUGUUCCUUGUUUAGUCCUGCAAGAUAUCUCUCGAACCAGCUUAGUCAAAAUUCACUUUCCCUUUAAUCAUUUGCAAUUGUUUAUUUCUCAUGUUUCAUCAUAUCUAGAUGCAGCACUGGUGUGAAUCAGACUGCAGAACUAGGAUUGUGGUCACAGGUUGAUAUAUAUAGAGAGAGAGGGUAACUUUCUUGGUUGUGACUGUUUAGUUUAGACUUUAGAGUGUUAGAAACUAUUGAAUCCAAAUGGGGGGUCAAGAAAAUGCUAUGAGGUUUCAACAUGGAAAGGAGAGUAUUAUGAGUGCAAAUGUUUCAGAAAUGGCCAUUAGUUCUGUGUCUUUGGCUAAACCUUCAGAGGCAGCUAAUCCUUUUCUUGCUUCUCAUGCUUGGGAUCCCCUUGUUUCAUUGAGUCAGGCUCAAACUUUUGGAGGGUCUUCAAUGGUUUCUCAUGGUGAGUAUGCCAAUGCAAAUGCUUCUUACCCUCUUGUUAUGGAGAAUCAGGGAAUGGGAAGCACCUCUCACCUUGUUCAAUACAUGUCUGACUCAAAUCUUAGGGGCAUGGUACCCAAGAUUCCCUCCUAUGGAAGUGGUAGUUUCUCAGAAAUGGUUGGCUCCUUUGGCCAACAUGGGUCUGGUGAUAUAACCAACACAGGGUAUCCACAACACUAUAAUGCUGGCAUUGAAAGGGUUCCAAUUAAUUGUGAGCACUCACAGGUUGAGGACUCAACCACUGAAGAGGGAGCCCCAGGAUCUGCACCUAGUGGAAAUAGAAGAAAGCGUGGGCUUGAUCAAAAUUCUACCUUCAAUCCAAACAAGAAUGCUGAGGGUGAUGAACUGAAAGAUUCUCCUGGGAAGAUCUCUGAUGGUUCAAAAGAACAUGAAAAGAAACCAAAACUUGAGCGGAAUGCUAGUGCAGAUUUGAGAGGCAAGCAAUCGGUGAAGCAAGCUAAAGACAACUCAGAAAGUGGAGAAGGUUCCAAAGAUAAUUUCAUUCAUGUUAGAGCUCGUAGAGGUCAAGCCACAAACAGUCACAGCCUUGCAGAAAGGGUAAGAAGAGAAAAGAUUAGUGAAAGAAUGAGGUUGCUUCAAGAGCUUGUUCCAGGAUGCAACAAGAUAACUGGCAAAGCAGUAAUGCUGGAUGAGAUUAUAAACUAUGUGCAAUCACUGCAGCAACAGGUUGAGUUUUUGUCCAUGAAACUUGCUACUGUGAACCCAGAGAUGAAUUUUGAUUUAGAGCGGAUCCUAUCUAAAGAUAUUCUCCAAUCUCGCAUAGGACAUGGAAUUGGUGGUUAUGGUGCUGCUGGUGGUAUCAGCUCCUCUCACCCAUUCCCGAAUACAAGUUUCCAGGGAAAUCUAGCUGGCAUGCCUGGUUCAUCAACACAAUACCCUCCUUUGCCACAGAAUGUUUUGGACCAUGAGUUCCAAAGCUUCUAUGGAAUGGGAUAUGAUUCCAAUACAGUACUUGACAAUUCGGGACCUAAUGGGCGGUUGAAAACAGAGUUAUAGUAUCUACAAUAUAUAGCCUUGUUUCUACAACAAAGACUUCAGAAUUUUCCUGUUGACCGCACAAUUUAACUGAAGUUGAAGAAAGGAAAAUAAAGGUUUUAGUUGUAUAGGAAGGAUCUUUCUUAAUACCUAACUCUUGGCUCUUCGAUUUUUUAGCAGAAGAUGACUUCGUUAGAUUUAUCAUUGGAAAAAUUACACAUGUUAUGUAAAUGUGUGUAAAAUCUAGAUCAUUAAGAACAUCCUGCGGUGGUGGUCUUAAUAUAGUGACAUGGAGGAGCAGUAUUUGAGGAGCAUGCAAGGGUAUGCAACCAUAAUUACUUUUUGUGAAAUUAUUAUGUAUAGAGUUGCUGGGCUUGGAAUCUUGAAGCUCAUUGCUUUCAACAUUGUUGCAGAUAAGAUCAUGUGUGCACUUUUGUAAGGAUCUCUGGUUGUUUUUAUAUUGUUCUUUUGAAAAGAAAAUUUACUGAGUGAAGAGCUUCUUAGUGCAUGAAGGGGUGAAAAUGCUGCCACUUGUAUGAGUGUGUGCUAGAGAUGGUUACCAAUGCUUCAAAGAAUGUCCUCAUCUUUUCUGAGUGUUGCUUUUAUAACUCUUUAACAUGGGAAUUACAAGAAUUUAAAUUGGAA
Lotus japonicus is the source of this 2983-nucleotide messenger RNA. RefSeq names its product transcription factor bHLH74. The transcript is spliced from 8 exons. Gene Ontology annotation, cellular component: nucleus. The record is from RefSeq and is a predicted model, not a curated record. The coding region runs from base 1100 to 2359 and encodes 419 amino acids. Gene Ontology annotation, biological process: regulation of DNA-templated transcription. Gene Ontology annotation, molecular function: protein dimerization activity; DNA-binding transcription factor activity. Lineage: Eukaryota; Viridiplantae; Streptophyta; Magnoliopsida; Fabales; Fabaceae.